Molecule: messenger RNA, 903 nt
Organism: Talaromyces stipitatus ATCC 10500
Lineage: Eukaryota; Fungi; Ascomycota; Eurotiomycetes; Eurotiales; Trichocomaceae
Exons: 2
Coding region: 1-903 (300 amino acids)
Source: RefSeq, a predicted model, not a curated record
AUGGCCGAAUACACCAUCAAAAACCGCUUCGAAAUCCGCAAAUUGGGACCCCAACACCUCCCCUGGGCCAAAGCAAUAAUAACCCACAGCAACAUCUUCCACUCCCCAAUCUGGAAAGAGAUAUACCCCUCCCACAAAACCCAACGAGCCUACAAAACCUUCGCAGCAUGCGAUUAUCUAAUAUCGCACCAGAUCAAUUCCGGAUUAUCCUACGGCGUGUUUGAUACGCAAUACAAAUUCAAGCGUGAGACAUCUUCCAAAACUUCGAAAGAAGGAGGAGGAGGAGGAGGAGGGGGCGCGUUGUAUUGGGAUGAGAACGAUGCUUCGGCGACAGGAGAAGAGUUAUUAUCUCAAAUGGAUUUCCCGCUUGUCUCGAUUGCGAUGGCGUUGGAUCAGGCUGAUCCAUUGGAUUUACCCCGUCUGGCUCCAUUGAUAGAUGCCCUCCCAUUCUACGCGGAUGUGCAGCAUCAAAUCGAGAAACUCGAUACGCGUGACCCUGCCACUUGGUCAGCGUCUGCUCCGAAACAGGUCAUGUUACGCAACGGCACGGCUACACGAGCUGAUUAUGAAGGAUUCGGGAUAAUGAAGGAGACGGCCCAUUUCUUGAUGCGGAAAGCUGCGAGCCAGGGAUUUGGAGCGAUUAGUAUUGAGUGCCUUCAUGAUGCUGUUUGUCAUGUUUGGAUGAAUCCGCCCGAGCCGUUUAGGGCGUCCCUUGUUGCGCAGUUUAAUGUUAAUCAGUAUGAGAAGGAGGAUGAGGAGGGGAAGGUGGUGGUGCCGUAUCCGGGGGUGAAUCAGUUGGCGAUGUACAAGAACGACAACGAAACAUCACCUAACUCCUCCGAUAACAAGGACGGCGAUACACCAGCAGCCUUGAUACCACAAGAAACAGAACAAUUCCCAUAG